This is a messenger RNA of Aspergillus homomorphus CBS 101889, 5148 nucleotides long. Its product is annotated as GYF domain protein. Lineage: Eukaryota; Fungi; Ascomycota; Eurotiomycetes; Eurotiales; Aspergillaceae. The transcript is spliced from 5 exons. The coding region runs from base 343 to 5037 and encodes 1564 amino acids. The record is from RefSeq and is a predicted model, not a curated record. Gene Ontology annotation, molecular function: protein binding.
CCUUGGUUCAUUUUUCUCUCUCUCUCUCUGUCUUGAACUUCCCAAACUUGCCAGGAAACUCUCGAUCCUUUCGAUCUUCUGAUCUCGAACUUCGUUCAUCCCGUCUGCUGCUCCGAACUGCAAUCCUCCCACACCGUUGCUCGACACAAUUCUCCUGCCUUCUUGAUCGAAACCUAGGCUUGCUUUGCGUCCUCGUUCUCUCUAAACACUCCUCCCACCAAAAAAAACUUGCAAUAAACACGUUCGCCUCGCCCUUGACGUCGACCUUUUCCCUCGAUUUGUCCAUCUUUUGAUUGCCGGCCUUGUCGUUCCUCGUCUUGACCAGCUAUCGUUUUUCCCAUAAUGCCUACGCCACUUCCCUCUAGUUUUGCUUCGGCCGCCGCUGGCAACAUCCACGACUCUACUAAUCGCAGAGGAGAUGGAGCUCCUGGUGGAGAAUGGUCUCGCACUCGCAUGAACGGAGCAACACAGACCUUCCGCCGCCCCUCAGUUGCGACAAACCCGUCGCAUAACCGGGAUACGAGUCAACCGAACUCGGCCACCACUCCCACCGUCGGCACCUACACUCCCCCGCAUAUGUCCUCGAACUUCCAGUCCAGCGCACUCCGCAACGGGGCCACCACGGAAACUCGGUAUUCCAAGGACCUACUGCUAAAUCUCUACAAAAGUCAACGGGACACCGGCUCGUUGGGGAAGAAUGUCGCAGAAUACUUCGUCGCCGACUGGAAUCCUCACGCCUCCGAGACCUCCCCUGUCAAUGGCGCGUGGGGCAAGCGCGAAGAUUCCAAGGACAAUCCGUCCGGUCCGGAGGUCUGCUGGGAUCAUGGGGGCCAGGUAGAGCCGCUGGGACUCGUGGAACCGACAGAUGACGAGAAAGAGUUGUUUACCUCUUCCGUCAACUCUCCUCUCAAGCCGCCACCGACGAACGCCUCGAAAGAGAACACCGGUACCGGCCCGGGAGGUCGCAAGCUGUCCAUUUCCCAGGGUCAUAUGAAUAACUACAACACCUCGUCCCCCAGCGCUGGCCGUCCUGGUCCCCGGCGUCGGGAGACAGCGGACUCGCCUGCGAAUCCCAUGUCUCCGACGACCAGCGGUUCUCGCUUUUUCCGGGAUGAACCGACCACGUCUACCCCGCCGCCCUCCUUGCUGCGCCGCAAGACCGACUUCCGCGAUACGGCCUCUUCCACUGCUCGGUGGGAGGAAAAGGAAAAGGAGAAUGUGGGCAAGGAGACCGGUGCGGAUGUGGCUUCUCCGUUUGGCUCGCUCAAGCGGAGUUCCACUAAUCCCCUGAGCGUGGCGCCAGGCGGGCCAAGCUCUCCCUGGGCCGCUUCUGCCUCGCACAAUGCUAACUACUCGCCAAUGGGUGCGUUCGGAGCCUUUUCUCUUGGAACGAGUACCACCCCCACGGCGGAAAAGAAGGCUGGGUUUGGCAGUCUCCGUGGGGAAAGCCGCCUGAAGGGACUCUUCUCCAAGGAUAGCUCCGAGGACAUGGCUGCGGCGGCUCUCAAGGAGAAGUCGUCGCUUAGCAGUCUGGAGCGUUUCGCGGAUGUGGAGGGCGAGAAGCGCGCGCAGUCUCCGUGGGGCGAGCCUGUCAAGACGCGCACUGGUCGCAGUGAGACGAACCCGUUCCAGGAGGAGCUUCGCAGUGGCAGCGCGGCACUUGGAGGUUCUCAGGAGGUGAACCCACAACCCCAGGCACCGUCCGACCAGCUGGGCUUUGCGGCGUUCGGCAUGACCUCGAGCAUCCCUGGAUUCCGGGAACUGAUGCAAAGCCACGAAAAUUCCCGGAACCCUACCCCGAGUCUUCUGCAAGGACACGAACCCACUAGCCCGACCAACACGAACCCCUACCAGAGCCCCCACGGCGAACGACACGAGGUGGAUGAUGUCGAGACUGACGGCUCCGAUAUUCAGAACACCACUCACCCAGGUAUCAGUGGUCUGCGGGAUACCUCAUCCGCUUUCGGCUCCAUUCGACGCGUCGGCUCAGGCAUGGACCUGCCAUCCAUUGAUCGCAGCCAAACUUCCAGUGCGGCCGGAAACCGAAGCUUCUCCAGCCUUGGUGGCCUCGGUGGUCUUCCCCCCAUCGGAGGCGCUGCAGGAUGGCCUUCGAGUGCUGCCGUUGGCACCCCAACUCGCGAGCGAUCUGCAUUUGCGGGCGGAUUCGGCGAGUCGAUCUUCGGGACCAUGGGUGACCUGCAGUCGCCAAGCUUGUCCACACUGGGAGGAAGUGGCCUCUUCAGCCCGCAUGCUGGAAUCACGGGCACGGGCAGCUUGGGUCGUUCCAGUAAGCUAGGCUCGCUCUUCCCCCCUGCCAUGCAGGAGCAGAUGCAGGGUGACCAAAUCCGGCCCGAUUUGGGAGCCUUGGAUGAGGCUGCUCGGCAAUCUGGUGAAAUCUUUGAUGGACUCUUGGCGGACCAGGCUUUGACGCACGGAGCAGAACUGCAGCCUACCGAUAAGUCCGGGCAGGGCGGCCAGCCAGCUAUCACCUCGACCUCCCAGACCCCCGUCUCUGCCGUUGGCUCCGGUCCUGGCUCCAUGGCUCCUGACGUGCCGCAGCCUAGCCAGACCCCCGGCAAUGCCGGGUCUGUGCCUCCAGCGCAGCAACGGACCAUGGUGAUGCCUGAUCGCAUGCGCUGGAUCUACCGUGACCCUCAGGGCAAUAUUCAAGGACCCUGGACUGGACUGGAGAUGCAUGAUUGGUUCAAGGCCGGAUUCUUCAGCCCGGAUCUGCAGAUCAAGAAGCUCGAGGACCCGGAGUUUGAGCCACUGGCCCAGCUGGUUCGUCGUAUCGGCAACUCUCGCGAACCGUUCCUGGUUCCUCAAAUCGGCAUCCCCCACGGUCCUGACCCUGCUCCUGGACCCUGGACUGGCAACUCGACUGGCACCGCUCAGCCUCCUUUCCCUGGUAGCUUCCCCAGCUUCGGCACAACCCUGACGGCCGAGCAGCAGAACGCUUUGGAGCGUCGCAAGCAGGAGGAGCAGUACUUGAUGGCCCGCCAGAAAGAGCAUCUGGCUCAGCAGCAGGCGCUUAUGAAACAGAUGCAGUUUCAGGGCGUUCCUCACUCCAUUCACCCUCAUCAGCUGCAGCAUCAUUCCAGCGCUCAUAGCCUUCACAGUCAGCCCAGCUUUGGUAGCAUCGCUUCUCCGGUUAACUUCCAGCCGUCGCCGAUCCAGGCGCCCAUGCAACAGCAGCAACAACAACAGCAGCCGCAGCCGCAGCAGCCUCCGUCCGUGGCCGGCUUUUUCGAUGCCGCUGCCGCCAUGCGAGGCAACCCUCUGCCGAACGUAGGCCCUCAGAUGCUCGGUACGGAUCUGGUGAACAGCCAGGAUCAACUCCCUGCGCUUCUGGACCGCCUGAACAUUGGCCGACCGGAUCCGUUUGCCUUUGGACCUAGCUCUUUCGCCGCUCGCCAACCUGACAGCCUCUUCCACCAGCAGCAGGUCGCCUCGAUGCUUCAAGACCGGGCGCGUCUGCAGCAGGAGCAGGAGCAGUUCGAUAGCACCCAGGGCGACACACUCUUCGAUCAACAGGCGCGUGAGGAGCGACUUCGUCAGUUCCAUGCCUUGAGGGCUCAGGAAGCCGAAUUAGGCAUGCAGACCGUCGAAGGCCUUCCCACCCACCCGGCCGCUGAGUCCGAACAGCCUCAGAUUCCCGAGGAGACUCCCGAGUUCGAUGAUGUUGACGUCGCCCCGCAGGAGCCCGCUCUCACUCUGUCGCAGCAAGUGCAAAAGGCUGCUACCGCCCAACGCCAGCAGUUGGAGCAACAGGAACAGCAAGAGCAGCAGCAACGCGAGCAGCAGCAACUGGAACAACCACAGGCGGGCUCUGCCGCUGAGGCUGCCUGGAUGAGCAAGGGUGACAGCGCUAUGCCGCAGCCCUUCCCUCCUCCGCCCUCUGCCUCCCCUUUGCCGGCGCCUGCUGCUCAACGCAACCGCCAGAAUGUGGCCGAAUCUCUGGCUGCCAACUCCCGCUCUCAGACGCAGACCCCUGUGGAGGCACCCACCACCUCGAUCGCGCCCUGGGCCAAGGAAGCCAACGAGGUCCCCAAGGGUCCCUCUCUGAAGGAGAUCCAGGAGGCCGAGGCUCGGAAUGCCGCUCAGAAGGAAGAAUUGGCGGCGGCCGCUCGUCGCGCGCAGAUGCUUGCGGAGCAGGAGCGCCUCAGCCAGGCCGCUCAGGUCCAGGCUCCUGGUCUCCCAUCCACUGCCAACUGGGCCAGUGCCGGAUCUCCCUCCACCCCGACCUCGGCGGGUUCCGUCUGGAACAACAAGGGACCUGCUGCCCCAACCGCUGCCGCCAAAAAGACUCUUGCUCAGAUCCAGAAGGAAGAAGAGGCUCGUAAGCAGCGUCUGGCUGCCGCCGCGGCUGCGGCUCAGAGCGCUGCCGCUAGUCCCCCUACUGCUCCUUCGUCUACUGGUAAGCGCUACGCGGAUCUGGCCAGCAAGGCUCCUGCGCCGUCUCCUGUCAACGCUGCUGCUUCCUCGGGAGCAUGGACCACCGUCGGUGCCGGCGGCAAGGCCAAGGCUCCUCCUGCGGCUCCUUCAGGACCCCGGGCGACUACUGGCGUUGCGCCUCAGGCUGUUUCCCCUGUGAAGCCCAAGCCAGCUACGAUUGCCACGCCGCGUCCUGUCUCCGUGGGUACUACCCCGCCGGCCAACCCGAACCGCGCGGUGGAGGAGUUCACCAAGUGGGCUAAGUUGGCGCUGGGCAAGGGAUUGAACAGCAACAUCAACGUGGACGACUUUGUGCAGCAGUUGCUGUUCCUGCCGGCCGAGGCAGAGAUCAUCUCGGACUCGGUGUAUGCUAACUCGCAGACACUGGAUGGACGACGGUUCGCGGAGGAGUUCAUCCGUCGGCGCAAGCUGGCGGACAAGGGCAUUGUGGAUCCGGUGGCGGCCAGUGCGUUUGCGGACCAGAAGAGCUCGGGCGGCUGGAGCGAGGUGGCCAAGAAGGGGUCGUCGAAUGCGCACCGCGAGGAGGAUGCGAGCAACGCGGCGUUCAAGGUGGUUGCGCCGCGGAAGAAGGGCAAGCGGUAAAUCAGGUGGUAAUGUUUGUACAUUGCAGGAGGGGAUAGUGUAUCUUAUCUGAGAUUUAAAGUAUAGAUCGGUAGCUUAUCUACUAUCUAUCUAUCUAUCUAUCAUGUGACG